Closterium sp. Naga37s-1 is the source of this 5253-nucleotide messenger RNA. The record is from the annotation of a GenBank genome assembly. NCBI's taxonomy places the organism in Eukaryota, Viridiplantae, Streptophyta, Zygnematophyceae, Desmidiales, Closteriaceae.
AUGGAAAGGGCAACCAGGUCGCGUAGAGCUGUCGAGUCCGCUUCCGCCUCCCGCAAGAGCGCGCUUGCGGAGCUCGCUGCGCACCGCGCUAGCCGCCAGUCCGAUUUCGCUCCUCCUCCUGUCGCCAGCGACGAUGCCGGCGAUCAGGGGGACCAGGCAGUGCGACGCAAGCGACGGAUCGACACGUUCGAGCUGAAGGAGGAAGAUCGCCUGUACGACGUCGUCGACGAGUCGGAGUACCAGAAAAUCGUCGCACAGCGUCGCGCGGCGGGCGAGAACUUCGUGGUGGACGACAACGGGCUGGGGUAUGCGGACACGGGCCUGGAGGACGUGUGGGACCGACGCGACGACGACGACGACUCGUGGGAUGAGGACGAGGACGGCGGCAGACGGAAGAAGAAAGAGAAGAAGCCUGCAGGGCCCAGGCCGCGCCGGGAUGGCGUCGCCGCGCGGAAGGCGCUUUCCGCCGCCGCCGCGAUGAUGGGGAAGCGCCGUGGCGCCUCCAACAUGUUUGCCGCUGCCGGCGCGCGCGCCGGCGGCCGGCAGGCUUCGGCACUGCCGGCCGGCGAGGCGCAAGCGGCGGAGGCGCUGCUGGAGGAGCUGAUUAACGACAUCGGCGCUGACGCGCACGAGCGCUUGCCCGACAAGAGAAGACGGAGAGGCGGCGGCGUGGCGGUGACCGUUACGCCCUCCGCGUGGCGGCCACUCGCACAGCACGCGAAGCCACCAGUCUACCCAGACGAUUUCCAUGACGCACCUGUCGUCACGCCGUCAAACGAGCCGGUCGUUUCUGCCGGCCGACAACAGCCGCCACCGCAGGCGCCGCCGUUUGCCGACGAUUCACCCUUUCCCGACAUGACCCCUGCCGCUGCGGCACGUGAGCACCAAGGGUUGAAUGCCGGUGCUGCUGGUGGAGGGGCAGGAACGGGUUCCGAGUCACCUAGUGCUAACGCAGAACCCAAUAGUACCGCCCGGAUAACUGGUGGUGGAGCUGGUACGAAGACAGGCGUUAAAGCAGAGUCUGGAGAGGAGAAAGUACCAGCAGCAGCGGCAGGCGAAGGGGUUGCAGCUGGGAAUGGUGCGGUAGAGGGAGGGCAGUCGGCCAAACCAGAUUCCGCCGAGGCGGGCCAGGCGCCGAAGCUGCAUGCUAGGCUCGGGGCGCUGGCUCAGGAGGAGAACGCGUCUGCGGCUUGGACGGCAGUAGCAGGGCAAACGGCUGUAGCAGGAAGUGCGGCUGUCGCAGGGUCAGAUGCGCCUGUGAGCGUGGAGGGGCUUCCGCUGGAUGCGGAUGGGAAGCUUCCGUUCUUCUUCCUAGACGCGGUGGAGGAGUCUUAUGGUGCGCUUCAGGGCACGGUGUUCCUGUUUGGCAAGGUCCCUGUAAAGCAUGCCAGCGGCACCAGCAAUCCCAGCAGCAGCGGGUCGUUCGUGAGCUGCUGCGUGGGCGUGCAGGGCAUGCAGCGGUGCGUGUUCGCCGUGCCUCGCGAGGGGCUGUUUGAGGACUCCCAGCUGGCCGUGCUGGAGGCGGAAGAGCAGCAGGCCCGGGAGGAGGACGCGGGGAAAGCGGGGGUUGGGAAGGGCAAAGGCGGUGGGGUCAAGGGUGGUGGUGGGGGGAAGGGCGAGGAGGAGUCGGAGAGAGUGAAGGCUGCGCGGCUCAAGAAGAUGCGCAAGCUGCAUGAGCUAGCUACGCCUCUUAAGGAGGAGAUUCGCCAGCGACUCAUGGAGCGCCACGUGUCCUCCUUCUGCAUGAUGCCUGUCAAGCGUUCAUAUGCGUUUGAGAGGAAGGAUAUCCCACGAGGCGAGCAGUAUGUGCUCAAGAUCACAUACCCUUACUCGGAUGCCCCUCUGCCUUCCGACCUCACAGGCACGCACUUCAGUGCUCUGCUGGGCACCCACACCAGUGCGCUGGAGCUGCUGCUGCUGAAGCGGCGCCUCAAGUGCCCCUGCUGGUUGGCCAUCGAUCGCCCCACCCGCAUUCACCCUGGCUCCCAGAGGAGCCACUGCAGGGUGGAGGUGUCAGUGGCAUCGCCCAAGCUGGUGGCGCCAGCAGCAGCAGAGAACGACCCUCCGCCCCUGGUGGUGGCGUCACUGAACGUGAAGACGGUGGUGAACCAUGGGAAGAACGUCAACGAGGUUGCUGCUGUCUCCGUGGUCUUCUGCCGAAAUGCCAAGAUUGAUCGACCAAUGGCGCGCAGUGAGUGGAGUGGGGCGGCGUCGCUUGGACACUUCUCAGUGCUGAGGCGGCUGGAGGGGGUGAUGUCCCCCGUGGGAUUCGAUUCUGCCAUCGCUGCAGCCAAUCAGAGGGCGGGGCAGGACGGGCCAGUGCUGAGCAAGAAGGGCAGCGAGAGGGAGCUGCUGAGCUAUCUCCUGGCCCGAAUGGGAAGGCUGGAUGCUGACGUCAUCAUAGGACACGGACUGGCAGCGUUCGAUCUCACUGUGCUGCUGCAGCGCAUGCAGGCCUGUCGUGUGGGCAACUGGUCGGCGAUUGGUCGGCUCAAGCGCACCCAGAUGCCCAAGCUAGGGGGCGGCCCUGGCAGCAACUGGGGCGGCGGAGGGGCGGCGCCGGGCCUGCUGUCAGCUGUGGCCGGGCGGCUACUGAUCGACACGAGCGUUUCGUCUCGAGAGAUACUGCCGAAGGAAGUGAGCCACUCGCUGUCAGCGUUGGCGGCAAGUCAGCUGGGGCAGACGCGGAGAGAGGUGGCUGCGGCUGAGGUGCCGGGCAUGUAUGGCAGCAGCGAAUCCCUGAUGAAGCUGGUGGGGCUGGUGGAAACAGACGCAUGGCUGGCCCUCACGCUCAUGUUCCAACUCUCCGUGCUGCCACUCUCCCGCCAGCUCACCAACCUCAGCGGCAACCUUUGGAACCGCACACUGCAGCGAAUCGAGUACCUCCUGCUGCACGAAUUCCACCGCCGGAAAUUCAUGCUGCCCGACAAGCUGACCACAAAAGAAAAAGAAGCUGCCAUCUCAUCGGCCGCUGCUACAGCCUCGGGCAAGAAAAAGAAACGCAAAGGAGCGGGAGGGGAGAAGCAAGAAAAGGCAGCAGGGGCAGGAGAGGAUAUUACAGUGACCCGGGGGGUGGAAGGGGGAGAGGAAGAAGAGGGGGAUGAUGAGAAUACUCUUGAGGGCGCCGAGGGAGGAGCAGGAGGAGCGAGGGGGAAGAAGGGAGGAGGAGGCGGAGGAGGGGGUGAGGGGAAGAAGGGUCCGGGGUACGCGGGGGGGUUGGUGCUGGAGCCGAAGAGGGGGCUGUAUGACAAGAUAGUGGCGCUGCUGGACUUCAAUAGCCUGUAUCCGUCCAUCAUCCGCGAAUACAACAUCUGCUUCACCACCGUCGCUUGCCCGGAGGACCCUGCGUCUCUCCCGCAAUUGCCCGACCCCGACCCCCCUGGGGUGCUCCCAGAGGUGCUGGGCAUGUUGGUGCAGAGGAGGCGGCAGGUGAAGGAUCUACUCAAGAGGGAGAACGACCCGGAUGAGAGGCAGCGCCUGGAGAUCCGACAACAGGCGCUCAAGCUCACUGCCAACAGCAUGUAUGGCUGCCUGGGAUUCUCCAACUCUCGCUUCUUCGCCAAGCCCCUCGCUGAACUCAUCACCUCAAGGGGUCGGGAUAUCCUGCAGAGCACGGUGGAUCUGGUGCAGAACAACCUGAACCUGGAGGUGAUAUACGGCGACACGGACUCCAUCAUGAUCAACACGGGGCUGGACGACCCCAGUCAGGCCAUUGCCAUCGCCCACCGCGUCAAGAAGGAGGUGAACAAGCGGUAUAAACUCUUGGAAAUCGAGAUGGACGGGCUGUUCCGCAGCAUGCUGCUGCUCAACAAGAAGAAGUACGCCUCCGUCAAGCUGGUGCUGGGAUCCAGCGAGCCCCCCAAAGUGCUGCGAGAGGUUUCGGAGCACAAGGGGCUGGACAUUGUUCGGCGCGACUGGAGCGUGCUGUCUAAGGAGAUUGGCGGAUUUUGUCUGAAGCAGAUACUGUCCGGCAGGCCGCGGGAGGAGGUGGUGGAGUUGAUUCACAAUGAGCUGCGCAACUUGGCUGCCAGGUUACGAGCAGGGGAGGUAGAUCUGACAUCGUUCGUGAUCACCAAGACGCUCACCAAGCCGCCCGGUGACUACCCCGACGCCAACUCGCAGCCGCACGUGCAGGUGGCGCUGAGGAGGAAGAAGGAGGGGCGCACCGAGGGGUGCAACGCGGGAGACGCCAUUCCCUACGUCAUUGCCGUGCCACGGCAAUCAGGAAGUGAGGGAGCAGACACAGCAGUACCACCUGCUGGUCGCAGCAGCAGCGGUGCGGGUGGCAUAGCGGAGAGAGCUCGGCAUGUGGACGAGUUGAGGAGUGCAGAGAGCGAGUGGGACGUGGACAGGGAGUACUACCUGGCACACCAGGUGCACCCCGUGGUGGCCCGGCUUUGUGCUCCCAUUGAAGGCACCGAUGCCGCUCGCCUGGCCGACUGCCUUGGCCUCGACUCCUCCAAGUACCGGCAUGUGCAUGCGACGGCAUCAACGGUGCGAGAUGAUGCCAUGCUGGCAGCCUCCUCCAUUCUGGAUGAUGAUGAACGCUACGCGCGCCUCCCCCCGCUGCAGUUCCUCUGCCCCUCGUGCCGCUUCCCCUUCGCCUUCCCCGGCGUGCCUGCCAUCGCCCAGGGGAGAGACCGAGAGGUGCUGGAGAGGGCUGGGGAGAGAGCAGGUGGAGCAGCAGGAAGCCGAGACAGCAGAGGGGAGGGGGAAAACGGAAAUGCAGGGGAGGGGAAGGAAGAAGGGGGGAAGGAAGAAGGGGGGAAAGAGGAGGAGAGGGAGGUGCAGCCGCUGGCGUGUCCGCGCUGCAAGGAUGCCAAGCCGCUGUCGCCUGCCAUGCUGUCAAACCAGGUUAAGAGGCAGGCGGAGGCGUUCAUAUCGCAGUAUUACGACGCAUGGAUGCAGUGCGAUGAGGAGACGUGUGGGUGUGUGACUCAGAACAUGGCCACUCGCUUGGUUCAUUCUGACAGCUGCAGAGGGGGCCUCUGCCCCAACUACCCUCGCUGCCAGGGCACCAUGCGACGCCAGAUAUCCGAGGCAGACCUCUACCACCGCCUCUGCUAUCUCCGCCACUCCCUCGCAGUCACACGCACCCUUGCCAAGGUGAGAGACCCGGCUCAGUUAGCAGCAGCAGAGCGCAAGCUUCAGCCAAUCAGGAGGGCCUUGGAUGCAGCCCAUGGGGUGGUGGAGCGGAUGUGUGACAGCUCAGCAUACAAAUGGGUUAAGAUGGGUGACCUCUGUGUUACAUAG